ACGCAUGCGCACUAACUCGAGGACUGUCACAGGUCCGUGAUCCUGCUCCUCUUCGCUAAUAUGUGGCUAUAAUCCUGUUUUUGUCUUCCUUUUGAAAAUGUCGACCGGAGGGGUGGUCUUGGUGGGUUUCUCGUCUUCAUAAACCAGGCUUUGGCGCUUUCAUUCUAGCCUUUAAAUUGUAGUCGUAUCCAAUGAAGACGGACAGACUCUGUUUAAGUGUCAGCGCUCUCAAAAUGAUAUGACGAGUUACCAAAACAACUUAACUGGAAAAAAAAAAUCCAAGUUGAUUUGCGCUGAAAUUCACCUUUUGGUGCUUGCAUUUUACAAAUGCAGGAUGCGAUGGUGUUCCAGCUCUGUGUUCCACCUGCUGCGCUGUGUGCGGCUGCGGUCAUGUAGCAGGCGGGGACGAAGCAGGCUUCCUUUGUGGAUUAGGGAAAUAGGGGCUUACAUGAGACUGCUGGUGAAAUCACUUUACUUUAACUCGCUCACAGACUCAGAUGUGGUUUUUGACUCAAUCUUUGAACCAGUUUUUCUGACUGUGGAUUACAUCACCCGCUGGUUUGGACUGGUGUUUGUUUGUCUCGUGGUGAUACUGACCAGCUCCAUCGUGGCGAUAGCCUAUGUGGUCUUGCUGCCUCUGAUCUUCAACACCUACUCCCCUGCAUGGAUUGCUUGGCAUGUUUGUUAUGGACACUGGAACCUCAUCAUGAUUGCUUUCCAUUACUACAAAGCUGCCAACACCUCUCCUGGAUAUCUCCCUACAAAAAAACACGACGGUCCAGUUGUGUCAGUCUGCAAAAAGUGCAUUAUUCCUAAACCAGCAAGAACACACCACUGUGGAAUCUGUAACAGAUGCAUUUUGAAAAUGGACCAUCACUGUCCCUGGUUGAAUAACUGCGUGGGGCAUUUUAACCACCGUUACUUCUUUUCCUUUUGUCUCUUCAUGACCUUGGGCUGUGUCUACUGUAGCAUCAGUGGAAGAAACCUGUUCCUGGAUGCAUACAAUGCACUCGAGCGCUUUAAACAUUUGGAACUGGAAAAGCCUGGGAUACCAGUAACAGGGAUGGGACUGCUUAUAGGGCUUCUUCCUUCUGGCCAGACCAACUAUCAGACCCCUGCACCUCCCUACACAUUUAAGGAUAAGAUGAUCCAUAAGAGCAUCAUCUACAUGUGGGUCCUCACCAGCACAGUGGGAGUGGCACUGGGAGCUUUAACCAUCUGGCAUGCAGUUCUCAUCUCCAGAGGAGAGACGAGCAUUGAAAGACAUAUCAACGGCAAAGAAACAAAGCGACUGGCCAAAUGGGGAAAGGUAUACAGAAACCCCUUUAACUAUGGCAGGUUGAAUAACUGGAAAAUCUUCUUAGGUGUGGAGAAGAGAAGUCACUGGGUGACGCGUGUCCUCCUCCCCUCUGCGCACCCCCCGCAUGGUGACGGCUUGACGUGGGAUGCCUUCCCAGUUAAAAAGAAUUUCAUACCUGUAUGACAGACUCUGCUUAGGCACACUCUAUUGUCUAAUUUGUCAGUGUUUUCUCUGUCAACCUACGUAAUCGGGUUUGCUUUGAGGAUUCCUGCUCAGUGGCUCCACUUAAGUGAAGUCAUGAAUUUAUGUCAACCUCCAAUACCUCAAAAAAACAAAAACCUGCUGCUGGUGAGACUCUUGCCUCUCCAGCCUGCAUUGCUCAGCAAGGCAGUGUGUCAUGGUUUGUUCUGUACUGGGUUUUACUUAGUCUUACAAACUGGCUUUACUUGACUCUGAGCAUGAGUUGGAUAUUUUUAUAAGCCAAAUAUACUGACUUUAUCUGUUAAAUAAUUCUUUUUUUUUUUUUUUAAUCAACUCAUCUCAGCUUCGACCCAAGCUGAUUUUUAUAAAAAAAAAAAAAAAAAAAAAAAAAAA
This is a messenger RNA of Archocentrus centrarchus (flier cichlid), 1894 nucleotides long. It is a transcript of the gene zdhhc16a, whose product is annotated as zDHHC palmitoyltransferase 16a. Gene Ontology annotation, molecular function: palmitoyltransferase activity. Lineage: Eukaryota; Metazoa; Chordata; Actinopteri; Cichliformes; Cichlidae. The record is from RefSeq and is a predicted model, not a curated record.